ACCGAGGGGCAGGGCUGCCCCCCGAGCCGUCCCGUCCCAUGGCGGAACCGCGCAGCACACGCCUGGGUGUCCGGGCACACAGGCAGGCGAGGAGCUGCGGGACUUCAGCAGUAACACCAUCUUGAACUGCUUAUACUAGGCAAGUAAUUUAAUGACUGUUUGGGCCAGUACACUGCUAACAACGUUAACCAGAUCUUUUGAUGGACCACGUGCAACAGUAACCCAACAUUAGCCUUUUGGAGGUCUUGCUUGCUGUAGCAGCUGCAGUGAAUCAGAAUGCCUCUCAAUGAUGACCCGAACAGCGAUUCAGAUUCCUCGCGCCUCUCUGAAAGCACAGCUUCUUCCAGUGACUCUGAGUGUUCAAGGCAGAGCUUUAACAGCGAUUCUUCAAGCAAACCCAGUUCCCCAGCGUCAGCAAGCCCUCCCAAGAUGAUUACGUUUGAUGAACUGAUGGCAGCUGCAAGAAACUUGUCAAACUUGACUCUAGUUCAUGAAAUUGCUGUAAAUGCAAACUUUUGCAUAAAAAAUGAAGACUUCCCAGAGAACAGCUUUGCAGGCAGAGUGAAACGAAUUGCACACAAGGCAUUUUGGGAUCUUUUGGAAUCAGAACUGAAUGAAGAUCCUCCAGAAUAUGAACAUGCUAUCAAGCUCUUUGAGGAAAUCAAGGAGAUUCUUCUUUCUUUCCUGACUCCUGGAGCAAACAGGAUUCAAAAUCAAAUCUGUGAAGUUCUAGAUACAGAUCUUAUAAGGCAGCAGGCAGAACAUAAUGCUGUUGAUAUUCACGGGCUAGCUAACUAUAUCAUCAACACUAUGGGGAAGUUAUGUGCUCCAAUAAGAGACAACGAUAUAAAACAGUUAAAAGCAACUGACAAUAUCGUAGAACUACUGAGGCAAAUAUUCCGUGUUUUGGACCUGAUGAAAAUGGAUAUGGCUAAUUACACAAUUCAAAGCCUUAGGCCGUACCUUCAGCAUAAUUUGGUGGACUAUGAAAGAGCAAAAUUCCAGGAAAUUCUUGAAGAAAAACCAAGUGCCCUGGAUCUCACAACAGAAUGGAUAAAGGAAUCAAUAGAAGAUGAACUGUCAUCUAUUUCUGAUGAAUCUUCUUCAUCUCCUGGUGCUGAUAGUAGUUCUAAACCAAUUAUUAGUCCUACACUGGUGCUAAAUAAUGGCUACUUGAGACUGUUACAAUGGGAUUAUUGCAAAACGUUUCCAGAGACUCUAAUAACAGAUGAAGUUCGUCUUCAGGAGUUGAGAGAAAAGCUCAAUCAAUUAAAAAUCAUAGCUUGUGUCUGUCUCAUAACAAACAAUAUGGUGGGUGCAGCAAUUGUUGAUAUGCCUGAUUUUGCUGAUCAGCUGAAAAGGAUUUCUCUUCCUCUUCUUGAAGGCAUGAACAAGAAAACUUUUGAUUUGAAGGAAGCUCUGAAUGCUAUUGGUGUCCAGAUUUGCAGCAAAGUGAACAGGUCCCUAACUGAAAGAGGUCUUCCCACUCUUGAUGCAGAAAUGCAGAGUAAUUUAAUAGGCCAAAUUGCUCAUAUUGUUGAGGAGAAUAAUCCCGUCAGUUCUUUGAUUGACAAAAGAAUCCAGUUCUUCAUGAGAAGCUUGCUUGCUCUUCCAAAUUCUCAGAAGUGUAUGCCUACUAUGCCAGGAGGCCUUUCUGUUAUUCAGACGGAGAUGGAGCUAGUAGGAUCUCAGUAUGCAAGCAUUGUAAACUUUAAUAAACGAGUGUAUGGACCAUUCUAUGCAAACAUACUUAGAAAACUACUUUUUCCUGAGGCAGCAGUGGGGAAAGCAGAAACAGAAACACCUACCAACUAAAAAAUACGACCUAUUUCUGCUACCCCUUUUAUGUACCUUCCAAGACAAGUGAUCUGACUUCCCCGCUAAGAACAGCCCACUCCAGUGACUGUUAAUGAGAGACAUCUUCUAAAAUGUAUGCAGAUAGCUUCUGAAAUUCACUGGAAAUAAAUUAAUUACAAGGCCAUUUUAAUAGACUAAAUUUAUUUAAUGGAUUGUGUCACUUGUAAUAGCCAGUGAAUUCUUAGUUUUCAAGGGAAGCAUUUAUUAUGAUUUGCUGUGGGAAAGGGCUGGCAAAGUACUUGCCACCAUUGAAAAAGAAUAUUGUUUUAUCUUUAAUAUAUUUACGUAUAGCAAUGCAAUUACGAAAUGACAAAACAAUUGUAGAUAAAAUGUAUUUUUUAGAGCAACCUCUAAUAAAUUAUGUUUCUUAAAAGACUUUAAAGCAAAAAAAAAUUGAAGGAUAGCAUAACUGCUUUUGUAACCAAAACCAGAUUCAUACUAGGCAAAACUCUGGUACUCCUGCAAUUACUGGAACCAGAACUUAGCCUCUGUUACAUUAAGCAAUGCCAGUAUUAUAAGCUGUGUGGAGUACAGCAGUUAUAGACGCAGCAUUCAUCAAUUAAAGUAGGUAAGGUUCUGUAUAUAAUGUUGAUAAGCAUCUUGUUUAUCCAGUGGAGGUCAUACAGAUCUUAAAUCUUAUCUCUGUAUGUAUGUACUGAUCUUUGAUCUUAAUGGGUAUUAAGUAAGACGUGUAACUAGUGGAGUUCCCCAGGGAUCAGUGCUGGGUCCCAUCCUGUUCAACAUCUUCAUCAACGACCUGUAUGAGGGGACAGAGUGUAUCCUCAGCAAGUUUGCUGAUUAUAUGAAACUGGGAGGAUUGGCUGAUUUACUGGAAGGCUCUGUGGCCAUUCAUCAGGAUUUGGACAGACUGGAAAGCUAGGCAAAGAGGAACCUAAUGAGGUUUAACAUGAGUAAGUGUAGAGUCCUGCACCUGGGGAAGAGUAACAAUAUGCACCAGUUCAGAUUAGGAGCUAUCUGCUAGAAGGCAGCUCUGUGGAGAAGGACCUUGGAGUUCUACAUGUUAUCCAUAGGGCAGCAGUGUUCCCUUUUAGCCAAUGGUAUCCUGGGGUGCAUUAAGAAUAGUGUCCAGAAGGUCAAGGGAGGCUCUCAUCCCCCUCUACUCUUCCCUAAUGAGACCCCCACCUGGAGUAUUGUCUAGUUCUGGGCUCUCCAGUUCAAGAGGGAUGGGGAUUUACUUGAGAGUCCAAUGGUGGGCUGUGAGGAUGAUUAAGGGACUGGAACACCUGUCUUAUGAGGAAAGGCUGAGAGACUUGGGACUGUUUAGAGAAGACUGAGAGGGGAUCUUACUAAUGUGUAUAAAUACCUGAAGGGUGAGUGUCAGGAAGGAGAGGCCAAUCUCUUUUCAUUUAUGCCCUGUGAUGGGAGAAGGGGCAACUGAUGCAAACUAGAGCGCAGAGAAGUUCCACCCCAACAUGUGGAAAAGCUUUUUUUACUGUGAGGGUGACAGAGCACUAGAACAGGCUGUGCAGAGAGGUUGUGGAGUCUCUUCUGGAGACCUUCAAAACCCAUCUGGAUGCAUUCCUGUGUGACGUGCCCUAGGUGUUCCUGCUGCAGCAGGGGGGUUGGACUUGGUGAUGUCCAGAGGUCCCUUCCAACGUUAUGAUUCUAUUUUUAAGUUAAGUCUUUUGCACCUUUAUUCCCAAAAGCACUUGAGAGUGACCUUACAGAGCACCACAGAGCAACUUCCCCUUCUGUUGGGUAAGGGCAUAAGCUUUUCAAAAUGCAUUCUUGGGUCUGAAAGCCAGAACUCAAAUGAUUAGUCAGUCUUGAAAAUGUGAUUAGAUUCACAGAGUCUGUGAGAAAUACUGCAGUUUUUUUCAAAUUCCUUUGGAAUAGGCCCAUAUACUUAGUUCCCAUUUAAGGCAACAGGAAUCUUGCAUACUGAAAAUUAAUAGGCUUGAAAUUGAAAAAUGUGGAAGUAAACUUCUGUAAGUUUACACAGGCUUUAUUUUGCCUAUUUCAGAAUACUGGGAGUAGAUACUGCUGGAAUACAUGUUCUUGUCUAUGAAAUUGAAUCGUUAUUUACUUGAAAAUUAUUUUUAAUAUAUUACCAUAUAGUAGUCUUUUUAAAAUGUCCUAUAUAUAUAAAAACUCCAUGUGGUACAAGUUAUAUAGCUUGGUUUUAAUAUUUUAUAUUACAAUCUAUUUUUUAUGAAGAGACAAAAAAAUUACCCGUAAAAGCUUAGUGUCACAAUUUUUUAAUGUACAUUACUAUGUCUAUCAUAAAGGUCUAAAAAACUGGGCAUUAUUAGCACUGUGGUUUUGUAGUCCAUUUUUACAGAACUGUGUCCUCUCUCUAGUAAGGGAAGUAACUUCUAGUCAGUUGUUCCUUAGUGUCCAAGGACUUUGGCCACAUGUACCUGGUAAGAAAAACUUCAAAAUGCCUUUUUAGAAAUUUCUCUAGUGCACUUCUGCUCUGUAUCUUGUAAAAAAAAAUUGCACAAAACAAAGAUUAAUUCAUGUUUUAAAGGGAACUGUUUCCUGAAGCCUGAAAAAACUGAGUAAAAGGAACUCUCAGAAUAUAGUAAUUGUGCUACUAGGUAAAACAGGCUUGUUCAGAUGAAUAUGAAAUUUUGAUACGCAAUUCAGAAAUCAUCAAGAGAAGAAUGUGUUUCAAAAGUAAUUAUGGGAAAUUAAGUCUUCAUGAUGUGCUGCAUCUUUAGGAAUAAUCUAAACUAUUUUGAGCUUUAGCCAAAAGGGGACUUUAUGAACAUUGGAAGAUGAUUUAUAACAUGAUUAUGAACUUUUAUCAUAAUACUUUAUAUGCAUUUUAUUGUAAAAAAUAUCAAACUAUAGGUCUUUAAUGGACUGGGGAAACUGCCAUACUAGUUUUACCAGUAAAAACUAAAAAAAAAGAGGAUUCAUUGUUGUUGUUUUUUUUUUUUAUUAAAAUGACUUGCAAAGGGCAUUUUAUAGCAUGGCCUAUGUUUCAAGUGAUUGUUUAAUGUAUCUUAAUUUUUAUUUAAUGUUUUAAACAUGGACAUUGCAUCUGUUUAAUGUCAUGUGCUGCAUGCUGUUGAUGCUACCAUGGCUGAAAUGCACUUGCCUCUACUCUUGAAGUUGUCCUUGUGAAACAAGAUGCCAUUUUGUGGCAGCUUUCUCUGUUGAAAUACAAAUAUUUGAGGUUUUGUAUGUAUUAAAUUUUGUUCGAGAUACCAUUGGUAGUGAAAAGUCAUUUAUGCAAAUUGUUUCUUAAAUGUAAUGGAUUGUUAAAUCCUGAAGAUAAAUGACUGCACUAAUAAUCGA
Messenger RNA from Apus apus (common swift), 5124 nucleotides. RefSeq names its product t-complex 11 like 2 (gene TCP11L2). The transcript is spliced from 11 exons. The record is from RefSeq and is a predicted model, not a curated record. NCBI's taxonomy places the organism in Eukaryota, Metazoa, Chordata, Aves, Apodiformes, Apodidae. Gene Ontology annotation, biological process: signal transduction. Bases 277 to 1815 code for a protein of 512 amino acids.